Eucalyptus grandis is the source of this 1449-nucleotide messenger RNA. RefSeq names its product UPF0613 protein PB24D3.06c. The record is from RefSeq and is a predicted model, not a curated record. Bases 110 to 1180 code for a protein of 356 amino acids. Lineage: Eukaryota; Viridiplantae; Streptophyta; Magnoliopsida; Myrtales; Myrtaceae. The transcript has 9 exons.
CAGCUUCGCUGUCACCACCUGACGCAUUUCGCUCUCCAAUCUCUCUCUCUCUCCCCUCGCAUCCACCGAUCGCCCCGCUCGCCAUGCCGUCGGACGCCAGGGCCUCGGCAUGAACCCCGCCCUCUCCUCGACGUCCUCCCUGUCGGCCUCGUCGGCGGCGGCGACGGCGACGGCGUCUGCGUCGACGUCCGGCGCCCCCUCAUCGGCGCCGGCCUCCUGGUUCUCCGGCAUCGUCCGCGGCCGCUCCGACAAGUCCGGCGGCGCCAGGAUGUCCGGGAGCUCCGCCGCCGCCGGCCCCGACGCCGGCCCGAUCAAGGGCAAGAACCAGUUCCGCGGCGUGCUCCUCAAGUACGGCGCCAAACCGGUUCAGGUUGCAUUUAAAACGGGUGAAUACAAGCAGCAAGUCAUUUUCAUCGGUGGUCUGACUGAUGGUUUUCUGGCUACCGAGUACUUGGAACCUCUUGCAAUUGCUUUGGAUAAGGAGAAGUGGUCACUUGUUCAGUUGCUAAUGUCUUCUUCUUAUUCUGGAUAUGGCACCUCCAGCUUGCAACAAGAUGCUGCGGAACUUGAUCAAUUAAUCAGUUAUUUAAUCAACAAAGAAGAUUCUGAAGGUGUGGUUCUUCUUGGUCAUAGUACAGGUUGUCAGGAUAUUGUGCACUACAUGCGUACAAAUGCUGCCUGUUCAAGAGCUGUCCGUGGUGCCAUCUUGCAGGCCCCAGUUAGUGAUCGUGAAUACAGAGCAACUCUUCCAGAGACUGCUGCUUUGAUUGAUUUAGCUUCAACCAUGAUAAAAGAAGGACGAGGAUCUGAACUGAUGCCCAGAGAAGCAGAUGAAGGCUCUCCAAUUACUGCUAACAGGUUCUAUUCCCUCUGUGCAUAUAUGGGUGAGGAUGACAUGUUCAGUUCUGAUCUUACAGAUGAUCAGCUGAGAAUGAGACUUGGCCAUAUGUGCAACACUCCUUGCCAGGUUAUCUUUUCGGUGGCUGAUGAGUAUGUGCCGGCGUAUGUUGACAAGAAAUCUUUGGUUGAAAGAUUGUGCAAAGCCCUGGGUGGGGCAGAAAAGGUUGAAAUAGAGCAUGGUAAUCACUCGCUCUCUAACAGGGUUUCCGAAGCUGUCCAGGCUAUCAUCGACUUUGUCAACAGGGAGGGUCCCAAGGGUUGGGAUGAUCCAUGGAACUAGCUCAGCACCUUUUCUACUUCCUACAACGUUUUGCUUUACUCUCCGGUUUUUUCCUUUUAAGUUUCCGGGCAUGUUCGAUUUUUUUUUAAUUCUUUUUUUUCCUUUCUUUUUCCACAUUAUGUUAUCAGUAGCUUCCACCUUACCCUUAUUCAUUUAUUUUCUCUUUGUUAAAACUGUAAAGCAGUGAACCUUUGAUUGACUGAAGGGGUUGUCUUACAAUUUCAAUCAUCAAGCCCGAUUUUUUGGAGUCGUAUCUUCCUAGAAAGAAA